UACAUUGUUUACGGGUGUCAAAUUUUAUAUACUUGGUCCGUCCCUGAGUGUUUGUCCACUUUUUACUUUUGGAACUGUUCAUCUAAGCACUUUGACUCAUCAAAUUCUCUCAAUGUCUCGCUCACCAGCUAAACCCCUCUCACCUUUUGCUCACUCACCAACGCAUCAAAUCGACUCCCACCCCCUUUUAAAGCCAAACACCGCCGGAGAAAUUAUAUCCGUCGAUCUUUCCACCGGAGCAAUGUCUGGGUGCAGCAGAAUCCGCCACAUUGUGAGGCUCCGCCAGAUGCUUCGGUGGUGGCGCAAGGCGGCGGCAAUGACUGCCCGCGGCUGCGUCCCUCCCGACGUUCCCGCCGGCCACGUCGCGAUCGCCGUUGGGACGAACUUCAAGCGGUUCGUCGUCCGCGCCACGUACCUGAACCACCCCGUCUUCCGGAAGCUGCUUUCUCAGGCGGAGGAGGAGUACGGGUUCACCAACUCCGGCCCGCUGGCCAUUCCCUGCGACGAGACGGUCUUCGAGGAGAUCCUCCGGUUCCUGACCCGAUCCGAAUCCGAAAGCAAGAACGGCGGCGCCCGGUUCUCGAAUCUCGAGGAUUUCCAGAAGCAGUGCCAUGUCGGGAUCCGGGCGAAUCUCGAUUUCUGGUGCGACUCCCGACCGCUGCUCCACGGCGUCUCCGCUGCUAAAUCGGUCUGCUGAUGGGCCUCCGGCGGGGGAAAACGGGCCCCGCCGAUGUUCCGGCUCGACCGGACAUCUGAUCUGACAGGGGAAAAAGUUUGGUAAUUUCAGAUUUUUGGAAACCAAACGGCCCCUUGUGAAUGAGAAUAAGAGAUGUACUUCCAAAGCACCGGCGGUGAUCUGAUUUGACUCGUCCGAGUUUGACCCGGUUGGGAAGGGGGUUAAUAAUUUUUUUUCUUUUCUUUAAUUACCCAGCGGUAAAUGGUAAAUGUUGGGCAAUUAUUCAUUUGGCAAUCUCGGGAUUGUGACGGAGAUGGCAACCGAGUCGUCCCGAGUUGGAAUCGGAGUGGAGUCCGGGCAUUUUAAAAGUCGGACUCGACGGCAAGAAAUCAGUAAAUCAGAUCAGAGAGGCAUUUGUAAAUUCAUGAAUUGAACUGUAAUUUGGAACAAAAAAGUGUAAUUUUC
Messenger RNA from Cuscuta campestris, 1141 nucleotides. The record is from the annotation of a GenBank genome assembly. Lineage: Eukaryota; Viridiplantae; Streptophyta; Magnoliopsida; Solanales; Convolvulaceae.